Limulus polyphemus (Atlantic horseshoe crab) is the source of this 4846-nucleotide messenger RNA. RefSeq names its product zinc finger protein 423 homolog. Gene Ontology annotation, molecular function: RNA polymerase II transcription regulatory region sequence-specific DNA binding; DNA-binding transcription factor activity, RNA polymerase II-specific; chromatin insulator sequence binding. The record is from RefSeq and is a predicted model, not a curated record. The transcript is spliced from 7 exons. Gene Ontology annotation, cellular component: nucleus; chromosome. Gene Ontology annotation, biological process: regulation of transcription by RNA polymerase II. Bases 753 to 4763 code for a protein of 1336 amino acids. Lineage: Eukaryota; Metazoa; Arthropoda; Merostomata; Xiphosura; Limulidae.
UUCAUUGUUCUAGAAUAAUACAUUAUCCUUUAGACAAAAAGCUGCAGCGUUUAAUCAGUAAUCAGCGGAUAUAAUUUCCAAAACUUCAGUUGAAUUAUAAUAAUAAUAAGUGAGUUGGUUUUGCGUUCGAUCGCAACAGAAGUCCCUAAAAGCUCCUGAUGCCACCGCCUUCUCGUACCUUGCAGUCGGCACGCCUGCGCUCAUUUCCUGCGGGGAUGCCACGUCCCGCUGGGACUUUGUCUUCGUGACGUAGCUUCGAAUCAGAGCCCAGUUUAUAUUGAAUAUCACCCUUCGCUGCCCACACUCAGCGUUCGUGCCUGUCUGCGAAUAAUCUUUCCUCAUUGACUCCAAUACAGGCAGGCUUCGACGGUAACAAACAGCAGUAGAAAGUGGUUUCUACUAGCAAGAGAUUAAGAUUAAUAUUAAUCUAAUUUACAGCAUCACUUGUUUUUUUUUUUUUGUUUGUGAAUCCAAUCGGUCACGUCUACUCUUUCGUGGCAACUUCAAGAGCUUCGCACCUGUCAGUAAUCACCACAUACUGGUAUGUCUCGGCGAAAACAGGCUAAACCACGCGCCCUUAAACAUGAUGAACUCGACGACGAUUAUACCGAUGAAAGCCCUGAAGAGGAUGAAUCGACGAUAGCACUACUCUUAGGGAGAAGAAAAAAAUUACUGGCCACAUAAUUACAGGAUUAGAAGACACGGCAACGACCUUCACUCGCAAGUGCGAUCUGGAGGUACCUACGGUUGCCAUGGGGACCGAAAACAGUUUUGAAUCAGGAUUGAACGGGGGAAUGAGAACCCCCACUUCCUGGAGGUCUUCAGAUACCCCCGACGACCAGUCUCUUUCCAUGUCGCCCACGAGCUGUACCACACCCUCGGACCCAGACGUUGACCUCUCCUACACUAUCGGUGUUACGGAAAAUACGCCUCACGCAUGUCAGUUCUGCGAGAAAGCCUUCCCUCGCCUCAGCUAUCUCAAGAGGCAUGAGCAAAUCCACAGUGACCAAAUGCCGUUUAAAUGUGACUACUGCCAGCGACUGUUCAAGCAUAAGCGUAGCCGAGAUCGGCACAUCAAGCUCCACACAGGGGACAAAAAAUACCGCUGUCCGCAUUGCGAAUCUGCAUUCUCACGAAGUGACCACCUCAAGAUUCAUAUGAAGACACACGAUCAUGCAAAACCUUUUCAGUGUACUGUUUGUAAUCGAGGUUACAACACUGCGGCAGCGCUGACUUCACACGUGCAGAACCACAACAAGAAACAAGCUGUUUACACUUCCUCUAUUGCUCAUGCUCGGUCGCAGUCAUUUCGGUGUCUCCAGUGUUCGACGUAUUUCCUCAACGCCAAAGACCUCCAGGCUCAUGUAGGGGCACAUUGUGGAGAAACCCCAUCACCGAGUGACAAGACAAGCCGGUGCACCUUUUGUCACGAACCCUGUCUUAGUCCAGAGGCUCUCUUACUGCACGUUCAACAAAACCACCCCUCCAAGUCUCAAGGAAAGCACCUGUCUUACCAAGAUAUUUACCCUUCUGUACAAGACUUGGUGCAUCAUGGAAAGAUUCCUGACGAUGUUGAGAUGGAGAGUAUAAGCAGUAGUGUUGAAGUUAAAAGAGAGUAUAACAAUUUUCCACGUGGCUUCUGCACAAGAAACGGUUUCUCGUCACUAGACGUUGUACAGUUACAUGUGCAAACAGAGCAUCUAUCAACAACAGGUAAAGAUGUGGGGCAAAUUCUGCUGAAUUACCCAUCAUUUUUUAACUUUUCAUCUUUAGCAUUGUCUUUGCAGCAACGUGAGAUUCGUAACAACAACGGCAGUUUCACCUGCGAGUACUGUAACACGAGGUUUGAUAGUGUCCAAAGUCUACAAAAGCACACACUUUCUGCUCACAAUCUAACAGAUCUGCUUGAUAACGUGGAAGAAAAUCUUUACUGUUCACAUUGUAAUGUGACAUUCCUAAAUAUCAACUCUCUUUCAGAACACUUGAAAUCCAUCCACGAGGGAAGAAACAGAAGUCCAAAGAGCCAACAAAGUCCAGCUAGAUCGAAAGGUAGCUCUUCAGAUUCUUCUCCAGGCAUUGCUACGGAAACCAGUGAUAACUCAUCCAUAAAUUUAAAAUUACAUACGUCUAAAGAACCUCCAGUGAACGGGACCAUUCAACAGUUCUUACACAGCGGCCCUUUGCUGUGUAGUCAAUGCAGUGCCGGAUUCCCGGAUUUCGAAUCCUUUCGGACUCAUCUAAAAAUGCACUUAGAAGAGGUGAUUCCAAAAUAUACCUGUAGGGAGUGUGAGGACGAGUUUGCCACUGAAGACCAACUUGAUGCACACGUGAUGUCCCAUUUCUUAUCAACCACCACCGAGUACAGCUGCCAAUGUUGUUAUAAACUUUUCUCCAAACCAGACGAACUACAGAAACACUUAAUAGAUAUUCACUCUCAUCUUCUCUACAAGUGUUCCCUUUGUAAGGAAAUGUUUAAUUCUAAGGGAAGUAUCCAAACUCACUUUGCCGUAAAGCACAGUAACGAAUACCGCCUGUUCGAGUGUAUACCUUGUAAAGUGAUUUUUCGCACUGAAGUUGAGUUCCAGUUACACGUGAAAGUUAUGCAUAUGUUCAAGACACAUCCUUUUCGCUGCUUACUCUGUGACCAAUGUUUCCCCACAGAAUUCCAGCGCCAAUAUCAUCUAAACACUCACAUAAAGCAGUUUAUCUGUACAUUUUGUGAAGAGGCCUUUCAUGUUGAAUUUUUACUGGAUAAGCAUAUUCAGGCUUGUCACAGUGACCAUCGUUCCAUCCCUACCAGUGACGUUCAAAAUCUUAGCCUUAAGCCACCAGACCUUAAAGAUAAGACGAUGGCGCCCUCUUUAGAGUGUAGGAAAGACUUAAGGUGCGAAAUAUGUGACAGUUGUUUUUCUUCGGAAAGUCACUUAAACUCACAUCGUCGACAAGUUCACAACAUUCGAAUAUCCGGUUCUCAAAAACCAGGGCAAGCAACUUUAAGUUUAUUUUGUGCCUAUUGCAACGAAUCUUGUAAAUCUCGUUCAGAUUUAGAAAAUCACAUGAAGGCGCAUACAAUCAGCCCUUCCAAACAUAAAUGUAACAUCUGUGAUGAAGUUUGUCCCACUGCAGCAACACUUGCUGAACACAAGCUGAACCAUUGUAAGGUUCUGACCGCAAGCACGUGUGUGACUUGCAAGAAAUCUGUACAGAAUGAAAAUGAAUUUUACUGCCACGUCCAGCAGCACGUAACCAAUGGUCUCCCUGUUCAUUGUGUUAUCUGUCAACAGACUCUAAUGUCAGACAUGGAAAUUCAAGUACACGCCAAGUUUCACCUGAAAAACUGUGACCGUUUUUACCACUGCUGCGUCUGCGCGAAGCGGUAUGAAAUGGAUAACCUCAUUAUAACCGGGAAACAAGACAACGGUCACACCUACAUGUGUAAAGACUGUUUUUAUACGAAGAGUGAGGAUCUACGUUGCCCAGAUUGUCAUGUGAAGUUUGAAGCCUUUGCUGCAUUAGAAAAGCACAGGCUAACUCAUAAGAAGACAUACCAGUGCAUUAAAUGUCAAAUGUCUUUCAAAAGUGAGGCAGAAAUCCAGGCUCACGUUACCUCGCACAUGGCUCAAGAAGGGACCAAACAUGAGUGUAAGUUGUGUCAAACAGUGUUCGAGUCUCCAGCUAAACUCCAAUGUCACUUGAUUACGCACACAUUUGAAGGCUGUAGCUUUUAUACAUGUUACAUGUGUAGUGCAGUGUUUACUUCCCCGCACUUAAUACAGCAACACAUGUUACAACAUGGACUAAGUUCUCGACCGUACGACUGUGCUAAUUGUCACCAGAGAUUUUUCUUUCGCGCUGAAUUAGAAAACCAUUCCCAUGUACACAAGGAAAGCAAUGCUAGUGAAGAGCAGGCCAACUGUCCAGAGCAUAAAAAAGUAUUUAACAACACGGUUAGUCUUAAUCACCAUAGCAAGAUCCACGAACAAAAGAGUGACACAUUACAAUGUCCAUUGUGCCCGGAAGUCUUUCGAAAUUCUGAUGAAGCACAGCAGCACUAUUUUCGAUACCAUGGUGACACAGAGCUUCAAGAUGGUAAUAAAUCCUUUCCUUGCACAGAGUGUGGAAAAGUCUUUCCAUGUCUAAGCAACCUCCAGGGUCACAUAAAGAUCCACACUCAAAGGUUUGCUCCCACUCGAAAUCUGAAUAUUCACAUGCGCUCACACAGCGGGGGGAAACCUUAUGAAUGUCCUCUCUGUAAAAAACGUUUUGCUCUAAAGGAAAAUCGAAAGGCACAUUUAAAGUCCCACGCUGGUCUCAAACCUUUCAUGUGUCCCCACUGUGGAAAAACGUUCUCUCGCAAAUGUCACAUGAAGGAGCACAUGUGCAUCCACAUCACUUCCACCACCUACCCUUGUGAAUUUUGUAGUGAAACCUUUAGUUCGCUCAAGCAGCUGAAGCGCCACCUUGUGGGUGUUCACCAUAAACAUUAUGAUCACGUAUGUCGUGUAUGUGGAGAUGUUUUCAAACACUUAAGAAACUUUCAGAGCCACAUGCAAAAGAAUCACGAUGUGACUACAACAAACACCGAAAAGAAAUUUCCAGAAGAUUUGUCCGAUUCUUCUCCUGGUCAAAGUUCAACAUCAGGAGAUAAGAAUGACUUUGAAGGUAGCGAGACUAGUAGCUUAGUGGAAGGUGGUAACGCGAGGAAUUCUCCAGACCGAACAGUUGAUAAUAACAUUUCAUUGUCUUCAAAGGCGGCAGCAUAAUCAAAUGUUGUGUAGAAUGUAUAAAGGUUAACUUGCCACGAAAGUGACCUUCAGUAAGAAAAAAAAAUCUGUUUUGUUCAUUA